Pantherophis guttatus is the source of this 6423-nucleotide messenger RNA. The record is from RefSeq and is a predicted model, not a curated record. Lineage: Eukaryota; Metazoa; Chordata; Lepidosauria; Squamata; Colubridae.
GUACUUAAAUGUGUCAACUUCGGAGAGCGGCUGUGCUAGGUUCUUGCGAAGUUGCCAGUGGCGGCGGCGGCGGCAACGGCAGCAGGAGCCAGAAAGGGAUUUCAGUGGCAGCAGGGGAGCGAUGGAAGCCGUAUAGCAUCAGGAUACCCUUCUUCUUUCUGCAAAAGUUGGAUCAUUCCACAAACUGGAUAUAAUUAACCAAAAGGAGUUUGAGUUUUGGAAAUUCUCUAACCUCUAAUAUAUAUAUAUAUCCAAAGGCAGCAUGCUGUGAUGGGGAUCUUGUGAGUUUAGUUUGCCUGCCAUGCACCCCACAGGGAGUGUAGAUACCAGUUUUUCCCGUACGGCUGUGCAAACACUGUCCCGUAGCCACUGCCGGAACAUAAAGCAAAAGAUUUCUCAGUGGGAAGGUCGGACAAAAGGAGUCUGCCAAGAAGAAAGGCAGAAACUAAAGGAUUUUGGGGUUAGAUAUGGCCUCGACAGCAGGGAAAAGCCAUCAGCUCCUGCACCUGACAAGAGUAUAGAAGCAAAUGUUCAGCGUUUAGGUUUAGAUUUCUGGGAAAACUCUAAUCUUGGCUCUGUGACGGAGGAGGAAGAGGAGGAGGACGACCACCACUUCCAAGAGAUUUCCAGAAACCAUUCAGUGGAGCAACUUUCUAAUGACACUUUAUCCGAAGCAGCAGAUGCUACAGAAUGGCCACGGGAGAGACUGCCCCCUGGCAAUUUCUACACCUCACGGGGCCUAUGGAAACAGAUGGAAACUCUUCCUUUUGAUGAAGAAGCUUCUGUUGCACUGGACUUAAAAAGGAAACGGGAAAGCUGUGGUUCGACAGAGAAGGAGCUGAAUGUAGCUCCAGCAAAGAGCCUGGAGACAAUAUAUUGUGAUGUAGAAGGUCAGGAAAGGCAGCCGGCCAUCAACCCAGUGCCCAAACCGCAGAGGACUUUCCGUUACCAUUCUGAGAAGGACCAGGCAAACUUUGGUAAUGGAUACCACAGCAAUAAGAAGCCACUGGAACAGCUGUGUAAUGGGAGCUAUACUGCAACUGCCUCCUGUGAAUCUGACUGCAGAACAGGCAGCAGAGGAAUCCGAGGCAGAUCUAAGAGAAAGUCCUUUGAAUUUGAGGACAUCCAAAGUUAUCGAAACAGACUAGCAGCCAUCGAAUACCAAAAGCUUCAUGAAGAGCUAAAUGGCACCACACGCGUCUGUCUCUAUUGCACGCAGUCAGAGGACAACCUCUAUGAAGAUAUUACUGAUCCUGCAAAAGAGAAUCCCUAUGAGGACAUUAAAGUGAAGCCUUUGUGGAGGAUCCCAUCUAAUUGGAAACUGCCUCCUCCCCGAAAUACCUUCAAGCCACCCAAGCUUCUCCACAAGCCGCACUUCUUUCACCGUAAAACCUUGGAGCUAAAAAACACACGGAUCUGUUUGCGUGGGAAGUUGCCAAAAGAUUCAACGCUACCUGUUACGUUGACCGAAUGGAAGUUCUUCAAAGCAGGAGAUGCUGGAAGCAGGAAGAGAAAAAAUCUUCCCCGGCUUGUAUUAAAGAUACAAGAGAUCUUUGAUUCCAGACGAGGAAAGAAACGUGUGAAGUUGGUCGUACAAACUGGAAAAGAACUUUCUCCAGCCAGAGGUGAAACCAGUGGAUAUGAGAGUGAACCAGAGAAUCUGCCGAAAAGUCGCCAUAAGCGCCUUCUGCAGGUCCAGGCUCAGUCCAAACGGAACCCACAUUACCAGACAUUGGAGCGAGAUCUCAUUGAGUUCCAGGAGCAGCAGCUCUUUGAGCUGUUCGUUGUGGUAUCUCUGCAGAAGAAACCAUCAGAGGCAACAUAUACCCCACAGGUUAUACAACAGUUUCCAUGUAAGUCUGACCAUCCUUUUCGUCAAUCUAAGGAUACUGAAGACAGACUAAAGGUCAUUCCCAAAUUUUGUUUCCCAGAUCCCAAAGAUUGGUGUCCAACCUCAGAAACAAAGAGUGAAACCUUUUCCUUUGUGCUAACUGGUGAGGAUGGCAGCCGCUGGUUUGGAUAUUGCAAAAGGCUCUUGCCAGAAGGAAAAGGAAAGCGGCUACCUGAGGUCUAUUGCAUGGUUAGCCGUCUAGGUUGCUUCAACCUUUUUUCUAAGAUAUUAGAUGAAGUGGAGAAGAGGCGUGAGAUGUCCCCUGCCCUAGUUCACCCAUUCAUGCGCAGUGUUAUGGAAGCACCAUUCCCUGCUCCUGGGCGUACCAUCACUGUGAAGAGCUUCCUGCCCGGAGCUGGCAAUGAGGUGAUUGAGCUUUGCCGUCCACUGGAUUCCCGAUUAGAACACGUAGAUUUUGAAUGUCUCUUAAAGUGCCUCAGUGUCUCUAAUUUGAUCCAAGUUUGUGCUUCUCUUCUGCUAGAAAGAAGGGUGAUUUUUGUUGCUGACAAUUUAAGUACCUUGUCCAAAUGUGGCCAUGCUGUGGUUGCAACCCUCUACCCAUUUACCUGGCAACACACUUACAUCCCUGUCCUGCCAGCCUCCAUGAUAGAUAUUGUUUGUUCACCUACUCCUUUCCUCAUUGGCAUCCUCUCCUGCUCCUUAACACAUCUCCAGGACCUGCCUAUAGAAGAGGUGCUGAUCGUUGAUCUGUGUGCCGAUAAAUUUCUGCAAAAGGUUUCAGAUGAGGAUGAAAUUCUACCUCACAAGCUUCAGGCUGCACUUGUACAGAUCUUAGAAGAAAGGCAUGAAAUCUUGUCUCAGGAACGCUGCUACACACAAGCUGAUGUGACAUUGGACUCUCUAGUAUCAGAGGCUUUUGUGCGCUUUUUUGUGGAAAUCGUGGGACACUAUUCUUUGCACAUGCAUGUCACUGAGAAAGGAGAGAGAGUAUUCCAGCGGGAGCCCUUCCGGAAGUCCCAUACAUCCCGCAGUGUGCGCCAUUUCCUAGAUAUUUUCAUGGAGACACAAAUGUUUGCUGGUUUCAUCCAGGACCGAGAGCUACGGAAGAGUGGGGUAAAAGGCUUGUUUGAAGUUCGUGCCUUGGAAUACUUGGAGACCAUUCCAGAGACUGAGCCAAGUGGAAUGAACAAAAUCCUUCGCAGUCUGGGUAAUAAAAUGAAGUUUCUACAAAAGAAGUGAAAAGCCAAAUGCAGAAUCACUAAGCUUUAUUUUACAAUCCUGGCAAGCCAUAAUGAGAUGGCUGUGUCGUUGUGGUAUUCUGUUAGAUUCUUCAGGUCCCACGUGAAGAACUUCAGAUGACCGGAAAAAUGAGCACCAAAUAUGAACAGCAUGCUCGGUCUCUGUUCUGCUUGGUCCGGUUGGAGUUUUACUGAGCAAAAAAUGAACUUCUGUUUACAGAGAUGAUUUAUAAAGCAGAAAUGACAGCAGAAACUAUAUCCUUAUUUAUACUGCAUGGCCGGAAAAGAUUCUCCCUUUUUCCUCAUGUUAUUAAAAAUAUGCUCAAAGCAAUCCAAUGCCUCAGCUCAAAGCAAUCUGAAGGAUUCAGCUGGUACCUUUUAAAAAGAGGAAGAAACCAGGAAAGAACCAGGAAUCCAGCAAAGUGACUAUGCCAAUAUUUCCUUGAAUAGAUUCUUUGCACAAGAAAGCCUUUCCUAAAGCUGGUUGGAGGUUAUAAUCUCUCCUUGACUCUAACACCAUCGCAUCAGAUAUUCUAUUGGCUUGAUCAUUCAUGUUAACUAUUGUUUGGACAUAUUACUGCACUAUAAAGCUUUUUUUCUCAUUUUUGAAAGCAAAACAAAGAAGACUGUUUGCUAUGUUAGUCUUAAUUGUUGUGAAUGUGCACACUGUCUAAUUACAAGUCCAUCUCAUAUAUGACAGAGGAAAUACCUCAUGCUAAAGUAUUGUUUACUUGUCAGGAGAAGACUGUUUUCCCAAAUGGAGUAUGAAUAUUUUUCAAAGUCAAGAUGUUCACAUUGAAAUAGACUAAUUUGCUGCCGAACUGAUGUAAAGGGACAGACAAUAACUUUCAUGCAGUCUAUUUUGCAGUAAAAACUGGAAUAACAAAUUAUUCUUCCCUUGAAGCAUCAUUCUACUCUUUUCCCAUAGCUGAAUAUCAUCAACAAUAUGCUUCUUCAUCUAACGUUAAAUCUGUCAACUGCUUUCAAUAAAUACUGAAUUUUCUUAUUAGCUACUCCUGGAGAUGCCUAGCAUUUGAUAUAAUCUUUUUAGGAUUUAUUAUGUAAAUAUUGAAUUUACAUAGCCCAUUAAUCAAAUAUGACAGAAAGUCUAGGUUCACACAUUGACCUCAGCCAAAAUGCAGUUUGUGUUGGGUGAAACCAGUUACUGUGGCUUUAGGCCAUGGUUAUUGGCUUGUUGUAAUGAAUACUCAGCCAAAUAUCAUUUAUGUAAUAAAUCAUGGUUAAAUCUUAGUUUACUAUGAUAUUGACUUGCAGGUAUUUCAUGAGUCAUUCACCUCUGCAGAUCUCUUGCAUAAUAUAUAGCUAAUGGCUCCUGUCUAGUAAAAUGUUGCCUGUGAGCAAAAAUGUCCCAAGUGAAAGGGGAUUUUUCUUUGAAGUGCAUAAUGCUGAAGUACUGGGCUGUUUCUCUGCUGUGUGGUUAAAUUGACCUUUGGAUGAAACAAGUUUGUGGCUUGCCUCUUAUCCAAAAGAAAUGCUGCUUUUAAUGAGGAACAGUUACUCUUUUGUUCCCUUGCAGCAUGUAAGGUAGAUCUAUCUAAGAAGAAGGGAGUUCAGUAAAUAAUAUCAAAGAUAGUAAAUAAUAUCAAAGAUAGUACAUAAUAUCAAAGAAGAUAAUAUCAAAAAACUGGUGAAAUUUUAUCAUGAACUCAAGCUCUACUCAGAGAAUAUGAACAUUGUCCAUCUCUGAAACAGAGAGAACAGGCAGAAGUUUGACUUGCUGAUUCUCCAUGAGGAGUUAGACAAUUUAUUGAAAGCCCUAGGAAAUGUCCUUAUUUUCAUUUGGCCAGUCAACAGCCCACCCAAUGUAAGUAAAUUCAGAACAACAUUUUUCAUCUGGUGAGAUUGCAGGUUGAUACUCAUGUGGUUCAUACUGAGGGCUUUUCUGCAGUCUUCAGCUGCUUGUCUCCCAAAAUAAACAGCCUGAAAAUGAAGCCGUUUAAAAAAAUAUGUUUUUGGAUUUCAGUCUGUUUCUUUAUUAUGGUCAUAGUGAUGAUCAGGUAUUCUACUUGGACUGUGAUUAACAUGACCUAUGAUUGAUAAUUCCUUUUCUGCUUUUACUUUCUGCCUGUGCCGUGAAAGUGAGUGCUAGUUGCUUUCCAUUCUAUUUUGAGGACUGGGAGCAAAAAAAAAAGCAGAAAGACUGCAGUUCUUCUUCCUAUCACUUGAUCUAAAAAGGAAAACUUGGCAGAACUUUUGUCAGUUUCACCCAGUUAAAACAAGAAAACCAAGAAAUGUCAAGCAUUUCACCAUCCUAUGGCUGAACAUGCAUCACCACAGUUCCUGUCUCUUGGAACUUCCCUUAGAAGGGAAACUGCUGAAUCUGUUAAAAUAAAAAGAGAAAAAUGUCCAGCAUUUACUAUUGCACUACAGGGCUGCUGUAUAAAAAGAUCAAGCUCCAUCCUGUCAUGGCAUAAAUGCCAAUAUAAAAUGGCCUCUAAGACACUAUAAGAGUGGAGGGGGGAGGCAUAUUUGCUACAGCAACUAGAACCAUAACUUGGGUAAGAUUAAAUGAAGUGCAAUUGGUGGACCAGACUGUCUUGCUUGUGCCAGAAGAGAGGGUGAAAUGCCACUUUUUACAUCAGAUGAUGAUUGCCUUCCCAGAAGUCUAGAGGUGAACUGAGGAUGAUGCUUUCCAUUCCUCCACAGACACACAGAAAAAAAUUUAUACACAGCCCAUCUUUGUACUGGACAGGGAAGAAAUGUGGAUCAGUCUCUGGAUGGGAUCAACCUUUCUCCUCCAUAGUAUCCUCUACAUAUGGUGGAAUUCAGAAUUCAAUCACUAUGAUCAAUCUUGCGGUCCUAUUUAUAUGGAAGGCAACAGUUGGAGGAAAUUAUACUGCAGUAUAUCAGGAGCACAAUAUACAUAUAACAGUGACACAAGCAAGUCCCAAACACAAAGAACAGAGUCUGAAUUUAGUUGCUUUGCUUUGAAGGUUUCAGAAUCUGGCUUCGGAAUAUGUAGCACCCUUCCCGUUUCUUGAAUAGUAGCAGUUAAGAAUUGCUUUUUGGAAUAUACUUCAGCACUUGAACUAUGCUCUUACAGUAUUCAGAAGAACAGGAAGACAACUUGGAGCCAUGCCCACUUUUGAGAAAUAAUUGGGUUAAUCUAGCCCCAAACAUGUUCGAGACUCUGGGUACUUCUCAGUAGUCAUCCUUCUUUGUCACAUAUGUUUGUUUGUUUGUUCUGCUCAUUCUUUAUAAAGCCUUAAUUUAUGCUGUAUAGAAGAAACCAAAACUGUAUGUACAAAGACGAAGCUAUAAGAAAUCAAAAUCUUUUGGGAAUAAAGUGUACUAUUUUUGUGUUUUGAUGAA